Messenger RNA from Tribolium madens (black flour beetle), 2884 nucleotides. RefSeq names its product transcription factor collier (gene kn). Gene Ontology annotation, molecular function: RNA polymerase II cis-regulatory region sequence-specific DNA binding; DNA-binding transcription factor activity, RNA polymerase II-specific. The coding region runs from base 89 to 1804 and encodes 571 amino acids. Lineage: Eukaryota; Metazoa; Arthropoda; Insecta; Coleoptera; Tenebrionidae. Gene Ontology annotation, biological process: regulation of transcription by RNA polymerase II. The transcript is spliced from 15 exons. The record is from RefSeq and is a predicted model, not a curated record.
GGCGCCCGAUUUGGACCCGGUGACCGCAGCCUGGGGCCGGAAGCUCUACCCCGGAACGGGCGCGCCCAGAGUCGCCGCUCCGGGACUCAUGUUCGGCUUGCACCACCACCAGGAUGCCACGGGCCUGCACCACCACCACCAGCCGCGCGGGCCCAGUCUCAAGGAAGAGCCGCUCUCCACGACUCGUUCCUGGAUGCAGCCUACUGUACCGGAUCAAACCGGGAUUGGCGUGGGGAGAGCACAUUUCGAGAAACAACCUCCAAGCAACUUACGAAAGUCCAAUUUCUUCCAUUUCGUCAUCGCUUUGUAUGACCGGGCGGGACAACCCGUGGAAAUCGAAAGGACGGCUUUCAUCGGAUUUAUCGAGAAGGAUCAGGAGGCCGACGGCCAGAAAACGAACAAUGGAAUCCAGUAUAGGCUGCAGUUGCUCUACGCUAACGGUGUGCGGCAAGAGCAGGAUAUCUACGUGAGACUCAUCGACUCCGUCACCAAACAAGCCAUAGUAUACGAGGGACAAGACAAAAAUCCCGAAAUGUGUCGAGUGCUUUUGACACACGAAAUAAUGUGCAGUCGUUGCUGCGACAAGAAGAGUUGCGGGAACAGGAACGAAACACCUUCAGACCCUGUGAUAAUAGACAGAUUCUUUCUCAAAUUCUUCUUAAAGUGCAAUCAAAACUGUCUGAAAAAUGCCGGCAAUCCCAGAGACAUGAGACGGUUUCAAGUCGUCAUAGCGACGCAGGUGUCCGUCGAUGGACCUCUGCUCGCCAUCUCCGACAACAUGUUCGUACACAACAACUCCAAGCACGGCAGAAGGGCGAAAAGGCUCGAUCCUACCGAAGGUCAAUUUCCAGGCCUCUACCCACCGCUGCCCGUGGCCACCCCCUGCAUAAAGGCCAUAAGUCCGAGCGAGGGAUGGACGUCAGGCGGAUCGACUGUUAUCAUAGUCGGAGAUAAUUUCUUCGAUGGUCUUCAAGUGGUUUUUGGAACGAUGUUAGUUUGGAGCGAAUUGAUAACACCCCACGCUAUUCGAGUUCAAACACCCCCAAGACAUAUUCCAGGAGUGGUCGAGGUCACAUUAUCAUAUAAAUCAAAACAAUUCUGUAAAGGAGCACCAGGCAGAUUCGUCUAUGUUUCCUUAAACGAACCAACGAUAGACUACGGAUUUCAGAGGCUACAAAAGCUCAUACCGAGGCAUCCGGGAGAUCCAGAAAAGUUACCAAAGGAAAUUAUUCUAAAAAGAGCAGCGGACUUAGCUGAAGCACUCUACACAAUGCCAAGAAAUAAUCAAUUGUCAUUAUCAGCGCCAAGGUCACCGACGAUGGCAAAUAACGGAAUGACGUCCACUUUCAAUACGUAUACGGGGCAACUGGCUGUCAGCGUUCAGGACAACGGAAACGGUCAGUGGACAGAAGAGGAGUACGGGAGGGCGCAAAGUAGCAGCGUCUCGCCGCGUGGUGGAGGCUACUGUUCGAGCGCGUCAACCCCCCAUUCGUCCAACGGAGGCUCUUAUGGAGGCAACAUGAACGGAUACGGGGGCGCGACCCCCACAAGUAGCGCGCAACUGUCCAACAUGCUGCCCAGUUCGCCUUCGGCCGGAAUUUUCAAUUCCACCCCAAUUGCAACCGAGGCGGGUCAUUAUCAUUUUGGCGCACACAACAGUAAAGCGGCGGCAGCGUCGGAUAAAGAGAAAAGCGCGUUUGCCCCUGUGAUACGGGGGAGUGUGACUCCCCCAACUCACCCCCCGGCACCCGCGCUUUUCCACCACCAGCCCGUCACUGGCUGGCACCACUUGGCUGUGCAGUGAAUGGGUCUAGUCUCUUCACCUUUCGCAUCUAUGAACCCAUUCGCUUUACCAACAUGUAACUCCCAAAGUUACGGGUCACCUUUAGUAGGUACCACCAAGUAGCCAACGGUGGGCCAAUCAAGCCCAAUAAGUCAACACAGCACAACUCCCACACCUCAAGAAGACAACAGUGCAAUGUAUUCAGUGUAACGUGUACCAAAGACAAGUGACUAUUAGACAAUUUUAUUACAAAAUCAUAAAAUAAGUUACCGAAGAGAAGUAAAAUUAGUGUUGUUGAUUUUUUGAUAGUCAUAUAAGCCUGAAAAAAAUAUUUAUAUGUACAGGUCUGGUUGAUUUAUAUUUUCGUUGAACAGUCCUGUGUUUCCUACCAGCAGAUACAUACCUACUUAACUGUGAUCACGUAAAAGCCAGUAAAUACUUAUGUGAUAGUAACGACCAUGUAAGUAUUUAUAUCUAUGGCCUAGAAUAUAGAUAUUUCUGCACUGUAAUGACAAAUUAAUCUAAAUUGCAAGUUUAGCAUAUCUCUACUGAAUAUACAUAUCGCUUCGAGCUGGGAUUCUAUAAAGAAACGAAAAUGAUUUGUAGUUUUGUAAAAAAAAAUGUACAUAUAACUUCAUUUUUCAAAUGUACAAAGUUGUAAAGUAACAGAUAGGUUACGUAACAACGAGUCAACGAUUAUAUAUUUUGUAAAUUUAUCAUAUCAUAGUGCAAAGUUUUCGUGUAGCUGUACAUAAUAUAGAUUUAAAAGCAAUUUUAGUGACGAAUAUACAUUACAUACGUGUCUUUGCAGUCCUCUUUUUCCGAAGUGAGACCAUUCGAGUAUACGAUUGUGCAAAAUUCUAACACUUCAUUUAACUUUACUAAAUUUAUAUUCGUCAUACUCUUAGACUUUUUUACUUUAUGUUUGGUUUUCCCAGCAUUGGAAAAAAUAUCAAUAUCAUUUAACUUGAAAUAAUUACUGUGUGUAAAUAUGUAUACCAAUUCAUUGUUAUUUUAUUUGUACAGUAAAAGCGUUUUUUGGAAAUCAAUGUUUUCCUAGGACGAUUUUGCUCCUUGUCUUAUUUAUUUCAACAACGAAUA